Messenger RNA from Lactuca virosa, 1778 nucleotides. Lineage: Eukaryota; Viridiplantae; Streptophyta; Magnoliopsida; Asterales; Asteraceae. The record is from the annotation of a GenBank genome assembly.
AUGGAUGUAUGGUGGGGUGGGGAACAAUGGUUCAAGGAGGGCGGCAAUGCUUUAAUCAAAAUAACGUUGCUGCUACCACCGCCUUCACCACCAUUGUUUACACCUACCAAAACACCGUUUCCUCACCACUUGUAUCACCGAUCAUCUUCUUUCCAAGCCCACACCACUCUCCGGCAACGAACCUUAAACCUCAUUUCGAAGAAUAAAAUAGGGGGGUCAUGAAGACUGUUAAAAGCAUCUAUAAAUUGGGUCAAAUUGUUGAGCUUAAGCAAGAAAUCGAGAUCUUAAAACAGAAGCAGCUUACUGAGGACGAUUUGAUUGAAAAUCUAGACAUUAGAAUUUCCAAGCUUAAAAAGGAAAACUCUCAAAAGUCAAAACAAAUUUCUGAUUUACAGCUCAAUCUCGGCGCUCUCACUGCCGGAUUCUUUGACUUGGAAAACAAAUUAAUCAGUGAAUUUGGCGACAAGUUCAAAACAUCUGCAUUUAACGACAAGUUCAAAACAUCUGCUACUGAGGCUUCUCAAGACAAUAUAUCUCCAAGUGUACCUGCUCCAGCUUGUCAAGAUGUUUCUCACCAAACCAGUAGAACUCGCAUUGUUGAUUGUUUUGAUAAAGAAUCUGCUUCAGCUGAUCCCAGAUUAAUUAUGAAACAAGCUCAGAGACAAGUCAAAUCUCAAGGAAAAGGAAAAUUACUCUUCAUGAAAAAUUCCGAUAAAAACAUCCGAGGAGAUCGCCCGCAACUGAGUGUCACUGAGCUUGACAGAAAGAGGUUCAAAACCAAGUACGGAGAUCGAACAAGAAUAAAGGUGUGGGGAUUUUAUGCCGAGAAGAACAUCUGGGUGAUUAAAAGGAAUAGUGGAAAUGUGGAGUAUUAUAAGCAUCACAAUGAUUUUUGCUCUUGGACCAAAAUAGAUUUUACAGAACUAUCUGAUGCUCCUUUCCACAACCCAUCGAAUGAUCCUCGAGGGACUAAUUUUAAGCUCUUCUUGGAAAACCAAGUGAAGAGAAAAUUCGAUGGGAUGAAAACUGCAGAAUCUUUUGUCAAGAAAACAAAGGGCGUAUUUAAUCCCAGCUCCAACCGUACCAUAAAAAAUGUGAUGUGGCCUCCUGCCAAACAAAUGAAACAAAAUCCUAUUAUUCAACAGUUACCUGACGGGCCUCCUAUCGAACAAAUGAAAGAAAUUCCUAUUAUUCAACGGUUACCUGACGGGUCACUGCAGAAUAUGGAAUACUGGGUAUUUGAUGAGGCCACAGCCACCGUUGUCAUCGAGCUCCCGACUCGGGGGAUUCGUCUUCUUGAAGCAAAGGAUCUUCUUCAGUUCGGUGAGCGGGAUAUCCGUACUUUGGCGAGACAUCAAAUUGUGGUCAAUGAUGAUAUUCAGGAGAUCGCCGCUAAAGAAUUCACUGGAAUGGUUGGUGAAAUUAUCAACAAGAAGAUGUGGCUAGGUGCCUUGGGAAGGUCAAAUGUGUUGGUUGUCUAUAGGUCAUGAGCUUAACAAACUAAGGGGGAGAUUGUUAGGACAUAUUUAUGUUGGUUUGUGCUAGACUUUUAUGUUUUAUAAGCAUUUCUUGUUUUGUUUAGGGCUUGAUUUGAGUUUUCGGUGGGGUGGACCGAAAACGUUCCGUUUUCGGUCCUAUGGCGUUUUCAGUUGGAAAUUAGGUUGCUGUUUGUGUUCCCUAUAAAUAGGAGACUUAGAUGAUCGAUUUUGGGUUAGCUAUUUUCGGUCAUUGCUGUGUGUAAGAUCCUUUGUACCUGAGGUUAAUAUAUAAUCGUGUGC